Molecule: messenger RNA, 2750 nt
Organism: Sphaerodactylus townsendi
Lineage: Eukaryota; Metazoa; Chordata; Lepidosauria; Squamata; Sphaerodactylidae
Gene: TIGD5
Product: tigger transposable element derived 5
Exons: 1
Coding region: 510-2447 (645 amino acids)
Cellular component (GO): nucleus
Molecular function (GO): DNA binding
Source: RefSeq, a predicted model, not a curated record
GGCAGCUGGGGGGGAGAGGUGUGAGGGGUUUCUGCGGAAUGGGACAACCCCAGCGGCCAUGGCUGUUUCCUUCGCUGUUCAGAGUAACAGAAAUGCCAGAAAGAAGGAAUGUUCAAUGGAAUGAGGAAAAAGAAGAAAGCCGAAACGCUAACGUGUUCUGUCGUUCUCUCCCUUUCGCGUGAUUCAAUUGGAACAGUCCAAGGGAACGCGGCAGAGAGAGAUGGAAGAAUCCAAAAGAGCGCAAAGGGAGGGGGAGACGCUUGGAUUCUCGCAUGGAGAGAACGGGGGGGGGGGGCGAAUGGUAACCGGAGAGCGCAUGCGCCCUGCUCGCAGGCCCGCUCCAUCUGAAGGCUGGCGGAGGAGAGGACAAAAGGCGGCCCCUCCCUCUCCCCCCGCUUAUAACGCGCCCCCCCUUUUCCUGAACCAGGAUUUAUGGUGGUUUGCAAAGAACCUCCUCUUUGAUUGCUGUAUUUGGAGGGUCACUGGGGGCAGUGGCCAAGGGAGCUGCCAUGGCUGGGGGGCAGGGUGCUCUGCUCCCCCCAGAAGAAAAUAGUUUGGAGGGUGAACCAGCUUUGCCUGCAGAACUGUUAACCCCGGUGGUGCCAGACGAGCCCCUGGAGGAAUCACCAGCUCCUCGGCCCCUGGGCCAACACAGAAGUGCCGGCGUCGAUGGUGUCAGCAGUGGGAUCUCUGCCUCCUCACCGCUGCCUACAUCGAAGAUGGCUUUCCGCCGUGCCUACUCCAUCAAGGACAAGCUGCAGGCCAUCGAACGGGUCAAGAAGGGCGAGCGGCAGGCCUCCGUGUGCCGCGACUUCGGGGUGCCCGGCGGCACCCUGCGCGGCUGGCUGAAGGACGAACGGAAGCUGCGCUGGUUCUUGGCCCAGCUGGGCGGGGAGGUGGGCACCCACCGCAAGAAGAUGCGCCUGGCCAACGAGGAGGAGAUCGACCGGGCCGUCUACGCCUGGUUCCUCACCCUCCGCCAGCACGGCGUGCCGCUCUCGGGCCCCGUCAUCCAGGCACAAGCCGAAGCCUUGGCCCAGCAGAUCUACGGCCCCGAGUGCACUUUCAAAGCCAGCCACGGUUGGUUUUGGCGAUGGCAGAAGAGACACGGCAUCUGCAGCCAGCGCAUUUACGGCGAGGCGGGGAGCGGCGUUGGCGGGGUGGAUGAUAGCCCUGUCCUCAAAGCCAGAGCGCCGUCUGGUUUAUCCGCCUUCCCUGACCCUCUCCUAUCGCUUCCACCUACACCGCACACCACCCCCUCUGAUGGGGGAGGCUACACCGAUGAGCAGAUCUACAACACCAGCGUUACCGGGCUGUACUGGAAUCUGCUGCCCGACUGUGUCCAAACACUUGGCCCUCCUGGUAGCCCACAACCUCCAACACGUUCUCAGCCACGGGGCAAGGAUCGUGUCACUGUGCUGCUAUCUGCCAACCUGACCGGCUCGCACAAGCUGAAGCCACUGGUGGUUGGAGGCUGGCGGCGGGACGCUCCGUGGCCUCGUUGCCACAACCGGGACAAACUCCCCGCUUGCUACCGCUACGGUGCCAAGGCCCGCCUUAGCCCUUCCCUCCUCCGUCUCUGGUUCUUCGAAGACUUUGCCCCGGCUGUGAAGAGUUUCUUGCACCGCAGCUGCCUCCAACAGAGAGCUGUGCUGUUGCUCAGCUGCCCGCUGACAUCUUUUUGGGGCGACCCCGAGGAUCUUCCCCAACUGCAGACCCCAGAUGGAGCCAUCCGAGCCCUCUUCCUUUCCAAGGCUGGAGGGAGCCACCUCUCUGCCCCGCUGGGGCAAGGCGUGGUGUCCACCUUUAAGGAGGUGUACAAACGGGAACUACUGCGGAUGGCUGCGUCGUGCGCGGCGGGAGGAGGGAAUUCAGAGCCCGAUCAGCUUCUGGACUUCAGGCGCGCCUUUCUUCUCAAGGACAUGCUGUGCCUGGUUGCUUUCUCUUGGGACCUCAUCCCUGCGGGCACCAUUGAGAGGUGCUGGCUCCUUGGCUUACGGGCUGCCUUUGAGCCCCGCCCUGGAGAGGAAGAGGUGCAAAGAGAGGCCCUGGGCAGCCCAAAUGACUCAGUCUUGGGCAUCCUAACUUAUCUGGCUGCUCUUCUGGGCAGGCGCGUGGCUCCAGAGGAGGUGGCAGGCUGGCUCCGUGCAGAUGACAUGUGCACAGCUCUAGGGGGAGGGGAGGAGGAGGAGGGGUCUCUGGGUUGUGAGGGUCAGGAGGAGGUGACAGGGGAAGGGGAUCCGGAGGCUGAGGACGGAGACGAGCGUCCGGUGCCGACGUCUCAGGAGGCUAUCCAAGGGCUGCAGACUGCCUUGCGUUGGCUGGAGGGCCAGGACUGCCGGCAAGCGGGGCCCCACAAGCUGGUGCAGCUUCGUUCCUUCGUCAGCAUGGCUCAGCGCCUGCGCCAGCCACCUGUCCCAAGUCUCAGCAAGGGCCAAAGCAGGUGAGCUGGCCCUUCUGUCGCACCUGCGUGCCAAACCGUGGAAGAACAUUGCCCCUCUGUGCAGCAGUCAAGGGCUGUGCCCAGAACCUGUAACUCAGGGAUGUCAAACAGCUGGCAGGGGCUGAUGGGAAUUGUAGUCUGCGAACAUCUGGAGGGUCACCAUUUGACACACCUCCCAUGACUGCUGGCAGGAGCUUCUCUGCUUGCACCCAGUGACAAGAGCACCGUUGGUUAGGUACAGAGGUGGGAUCUAGCAGGUUCUCACAGGUUCCCGAGAGUAGGUUACUAAUUAUUUGUGUGUGUUGAG